Messenger RNA from Tetrahymena thermophila SB210, 984 nucleotides. RefSeq names its product glycerophosphodiester phosphodiesterase. The transcript is spliced from 3 exons. Gene Ontology annotation, biological process: lipid metabolic process. The record is from RefSeq and is a predicted model, not a curated record. Gene Ontology annotation, molecular function: phosphoric diester hydrolase activity. NCBI's taxonomy places the organism in Eukaryota, Ciliophora, Oligohymenophorea, Hymenostomatida, Tetrahymenidae.
AUGAUUUGCUCCCUCUAAAAACAACAAAAGCUUCUAAACAACAUUGAUAGCUAAAAGAAAAAAUACUUCCAUAAAAAGCAAAAACUAGAAGAUCACUCUACAGACUGCUCUAACUCAAGCAGUGCAAGCUCUUCUCCUUAGCUCUUAAAGGCUGAUAGCAAUUAAUCUCUUCCUUAAGCAAAGAGAAAGCUCAUAAGAAAACCCCAAAAAUUUGUAUUAAAGAAUAAAAUUAUCGCCGAAGGCCAUAGAGGAGCCGGUAUUCACAUGGUUGAAAACACUCUUCCCUGCUUUAGAAGAGGUAUUGAAAUAGGCUUAAAUUCAGUUGAAUUAGAUGUCUGGUUGACCAGCGAUAAACAAAUUGUGGUUGUUCACGGAAAGGAUGACGACACUAUUCAACUUGAUGAUGGAUCAUUCAAAAAGAUUAACGAAAUGAGUUUCUAAGAAAUAACUGAAAAAUACACUAUUAAAGGAGAAAAGUGCCCUUUGCUUCGUGAUGUCCUAUUUACAUGCAAAGAUAAAGUACAUGUAAAUAUUGAAAUUAAAGGAAGAGAAAAUGAAAUGUGCGAGAACGUUCUUAACUUGGUCAUUGAAUGUGGAAUGAUUGGCUAGGUUCAUUUCAGUUCCUUCCUCCAUUAUCAUUAACCACUUUUGAUCUAAGCUCUUGAAUCUCAUAACUUACCUACUAACUCUAUUCAAUUCGGCUAUCUUAUCUGGGAACACAAAGAUUUCUAAACAUUUGAUUAGAUUAACUUCAAAGGAAACAUCCUUGCAUUCCCUUGCAACUUUGUCUACGAUGAAUUUGCAUUACCUUACAUCUUCAAGGCAUAAGAAAGAGGUAUGAGACUUUCUACUUACUUCGAUUUUGAUGUCAUCGAAAACUUUAAUAUCUACAAAAGACUUUAUGAUAUUGGAGUUGACUGUAUAAUUACUAAUUAGCCCCAAUUGCUAGUCAAUUUCUUAAAAAAAUUCCAAAAACAAAACUGA